Molecule: messenger RNA, 2841 nt
Organism: Orbicella faveolata
Lineage: Eukaryota; Metazoa; Cnidaria; Anthozoa; Scleractinia; Merulinidae
Cellular component (GO): Set1C/COMPASS complex
Source: RefSeq, a predicted model, not a curated record
GGGGUGGGAGGGAUUCAUUUUCUACGCCACCCCCUCCCUCCGCAAGAAACGAGUUGGAACACACAACAAUACAGAAUACAUGAAGCAGUGUAUGCUCCACCAUGCGUAUGCACGUCCUCGCUGCAGCGGUUUCACGCAGUAACCGUGGUUACAAGUCAGCGAGUUUGGAAAAUACGGAUUGAAAUCCUCGGUUGAAUCGGGGGUAAAUUUCUUGAUUUCACUUUGGAAAAUGGACUCCGAGUAUCUCAAAAAGCACGUGGGAAAUGCGCUUGCUUCUGGUCUGGCUGAAAUAGCCGAGAAAAGGCCCGUUGAUCCGAUCGAAUAUCUCGCUCACUGGCUCAGGAAAUAUGUCGAGAAUGAAGAGUUUGCAAAGAAGAAACUGGAAGAGCAAGAAGCUCUUGAGAAGGAAAGAAUAGAAGCAGCCGAGGAGCUCAUAAGAGAACAGAAAAGAAAAGAGGAAGCGGAGGCUAUUGCUCGACAGGAAGCUUAUGAAAAGGCAGCCAGUGAAGAAGUCGUUAUUGACCCAACACCAAGGCCGAUACCACCUGAGGUUACUGGCACUUUAGCCCCUGUUGCGGAGGGUGACGAGGUUGAAGAACAAGACAACAACAAGGCAGAGGAAGCAGAGAAGAAUAAUGAAGAGACAGCGCCUGCAGGCGAGGCUCAGGGUGCUACUGAGGAGGCGAAAACCGAGGGUGAAGAAGAGAAGGCCGGCGAGGAGGAGAAGCCAGCCAGUGAGGUGGAGGGUGAGGAGAAGCCUGCUGAAGGAGGCACGGAGGAGGCCGCGGGGGAAUCGGAGCAGGCAGCUGCGGGAUCAGGACAGGCAGCCGGGGAGUCAGAGCAGGCAGGAGGGAAAGAGAAAGGCGAAACAGCAGGGGACGAAAAAGCAGGGGGACAGCAGGAAACGGAAGCCGAAACAGCCCCCGAACAACCAAAGGAAGACAGCGAGACUACAGAAGAUGCAGAAAAACUACCCGCCAUUGAACGAUCUGAUCCUCCACCUCAAGUACAGGAACCUGAAGCACCACAAGAAUAGGAGUUGAAUUAUUCUUUAAAGUAUUUUAGUUUGCAAGACGAACGUCAUACAGUUGUCGCUGUACAUACUCAUUCUGACGUCACGCUUACUUCGCAACCGUUAUAGUUUGUCACGUAACGGUGAGAGGAAUAUUGUGUGACAAGGUUAUCUUUGAGUGAAGGAAGACGAGACUCGACGUCUGCGAACGGGAUUUAAGUCAAUAUUCGCAUUUAUGAAGGAAAUUUAGGGGUUGACUUCUAAAAUGCUUAGAAAUUGCAUUACCCUGUGCCUUUAUUUUUCUAUAAAAGGAACUUUGCAGCAUUUGUAAAGUUUCCAACGUUUUUUACAGGUUGACAUCAAAGGGGUUUUUAAUACUACACUCGAUAUUUAUUUAGCUGUACUAAAAAAAUCAUUUAGUGUUAGUUUUAUAUUGAACGUAUUUACUGGCUUCUGGUCCCGGGCUUCUGUUAAACUAGACAGAUUUUAUCAAGUUAUAGAAGUGUUACAGUUAGGUUGUAACUGUUGUAGAUCGAUCUAGCUAAUAAUAAGUAAAUAUUAAAUUAAUAUUGGAUAACAAGACAAUUUAGUACAAUACAGUGGAAAAUUACCAAAAUCAGGUAGGUCGUUAGAAUGGUUAAAUAAUGUUUUCGUGUUUAGUUAGGUUACUUGUAGUCUGAGAACACAAGACAAAUUUGUUAAGCAGUAGAGAUAACGAAUUUGUAGCCCUGUAUUGCGUUUUUCCAGCCGAUAGUGCCAAAGUUUUGUUAAUAUGCGCUUUAAUACGUUCACAACUAGUCGAUACUAGCCUUUUGCUCCGACUGAAGCCAUUCUACGCAAUAUUUAAGUGUGUCUACUUUGUACCAAAAUCGAUGGGCACUUUUUUAUGAGGUAUACAUUCGUUCGUUUUAUUUAUUAUGUUUUGUAUUUACAGAAACAAGUUAUUUGAUAUCAGAUCAAAGGUGCCAUUCUUUUAUAAACGUUAAUAAUAAGCGAUAUCUGAUGUAUGGAAAUAUCUGCCAACUAUGUGAUAGAUAAGAGAUCAAUAUCUUACUCAGACAAAUUCCAUGUUAAUACGGAUCAUAUUUUAAACAGUUUCAAUGACUUCCGAAUAGAAUCCAAUCGACACAUCUAGUUGUCAACCUUUGUUGCAUAUCAAAGUUUUUCCAAUUUGAAAUCCAUUUUUCAUUAAAACAUUUCUACAUCAAUGCAUUUUAUCCCGUCUUCAGGCAUCCGAAAUUCCUUACAUGUACACAUAUAAAUGAAAUUCUUUCAUUUUUUCGAGUACCGUGGUACGAGGUAGAUUUAAUCAGUGGCGUUCAAGUUUUUAAAAUUAUUUUCAGAACUAGUUGCAUUUAUACAUAGGCUUCUAAAAACGGCUAAAGGAAAAAACUGGAAAAUACGGAGUUUUGUAUGUAAGCUUACACGGGUAUCCGGGGGGUCUCCCAUAUAAAGAGGACGGGGGUGCUUGUCGUACCUUUAAGGGUUAAAAGAGCGGUUUUGGUACCUCCAAGGGUGUUAGCCUCUAAAGAUCCACAGCGGGGGCUUUUGCGCUGCCUUUUAGGGUAGUGAACCGAAAAAAGUUUGACAGGAGAAAAUGUGUUGUUGCAUAGAAUUGGUACCUCUUCUUUAUAGGGGUAAAAAAAAAAAAAAUUCAAGCCACGCCCAUGAAACAGGAUGGGCUCUUUUCAAAAUUUCCGACGACCACCCCCGUCCUUUUUAUAUGGGAGUACCCCCCCCCCCGGGACAGAUAUAUAUCGAUGUGCAUGUUCAGUAUUGGAAGUUUCCAAAGUACCAAAUAAAAUGAAGAAUAAACUCAGUUUUUUUAA